UAUAUAUACACACACACACACACACAUUCCAUCUCAACCGAAUACAAUCAUCAAAAAAUACAAACACAAUCGAUCAAUACUCAUAAUCAUGGCAGAACCAUCAUCACCUUCCAAAAAAGCAGCAGCAUCGGCAUCGGCAUCGGCAUCGGCAUCGUCGGAGGAUACGGAGAAAUGGGGUACACAUGUAAUGGGACAACCAGCGGUUCCCACAAAACACCCCGACAAUCAAAAGGCGGCCUUAUGGAAUGCCGCCGACCACCAGCAGUUCUACCACCAACAAUCGCCUUAUCUGCUUUACUCUCCGGUGGAUAAACCCACCAACAACCCAUUAGAGCCCGUCAUCCACCUCUUCGAUUUCUGGACCACCAAGGCCGACUCCAUCGCCCGCAACAUCUGGCACAAUCUGAAAACGGGAUCGUCGGUGACCGGAGCGGCAUGGGGUAAAGUAAACUUAACGGCGAAGGCGAUCACGGAGGGCGGAUUCGAAUCUAUGUACAAACAGAUCUUUUCACCUUCUGAUCCAAACGAGAAAUUGAAGAAGACGUUUGCUUGCUAUCUUUCCACCUCCACCGGCCCCGUCGCCGGAACAAUCUACCUGUCGACAGGUCGUGUCGCCUUCUGCAGCGAUCGGCCGCUGUGUUUCACCGCACCUUCCGGUGAAGAAACCUGGUGCUACUACAAGGUUGUGAUACCGUUGGGGAAUGUUGGGACGGUGAAUCCGGUGACGAUGAGGGAGAAUCCAUGGGAGAGAUACAUACAGAUAGUUACAGUUGAUGGUCAUGAUUUCUGGUUCAUGGGAUUCGUGAACUACGAGAAAGCUUCGCAGCAUCUGAUGAACAGCUUGUCGGAAUUCAAUGCAAAAGUGGCUGCUACUGCUAAUUAACUUGGGGAGUCUUGUUGUUGUUGGAUGUAUAUGUAGUGGUAUUCUUUUAUUUUCAGAUUUUUGGUGUUAGGAGUUGGAUGUAUCUUUAUUCUAGAGUCUUCCUAUGUUUUAAUAUAAUAUAUGAUGUAAACAUUUAUAUUUUGUUUUA
Messenger RNA from Cynara cardunculus var. scolymus (artichoke), 1031 nucleotides. RefSeq names its product GEM-like protein 5. The transcript is spliced from 3 exons. Bases 89 to 883 code for a protein of 264 amino acids. NCBI's taxonomy places the organism in Eukaryota, Viridiplantae, Streptophyta, Magnoliopsida, Asterales, Asteraceae. The record is from RefSeq and is a predicted model, not a curated record.